This is a messenger RNA of Rodentolepis nana, 1770 nucleotides long. The record is from the annotation of a GenBank genome assembly. Lineage: Eukaryota; Metazoa; Platyhelminthes; Cestoda; Cyclophyllidea; Hymenolepididae.
AUGAUAAAACGACGUCGAAAGGAAGUACCUAUGAGAGAUAUGCUGACUCCCAAUCAAACUACUCGACAUCAUAAUAAUCCCUGGCUUCAUUCACAUUGCAACUCCCUUACAAAGUCAACGACAUUUACAGACAAUCAAGAUCUUCACCAACUCCCCACAUGGCUUAGGCCUUCUUCUCGUCCUUUGCCGACUUUACGAUCUCGAACUCGAAUCAACCAACCGGUUUCUGGUGGUCAGUUAGUUCUCCUAUUUUUCCUAGUUUUACUUUGCCAAGCCUAUGUGAGCUCGGCUGAAGAAGAUAGAAAUGAUGCAGCUUCCUCUGUAAAUACGCAUCAGCGCCAACAACAAUUUUUACUCCUUAAGGCCAGACGGAGUCCAAACCAGCAUUUGACUGGACUUUUGCAAUCAGAAAAGACGAUUCCACACAACCUUCGACUAACAGACGGUGGUACACUCUAUCCCUUCAGAUCUUCUUUCUCUCAGGACUACGAUUCUAUGGAUUUAUCAUCACAUUCCAGUAGAAAUCAGGGAGCAGGCGCAACUAGGAUGAAACGACUGCAAACAAACAUAUGGAACGAUGACAGCCAGCUCUCGCUGCCACUACGGCACGUUAAACAAUUUAUCGAUUCUUUGAGUCCGUCCUUCAAGGAGGACAUUACCCCAUAUCAGGCAAACUCUCUUACCCUCUUAUUAUCUCAGUGUAUUGAAUAUAUUGUAAGAGAGUGGCACUCCUUCCGGAAAACUCGUCGACAAAACCAUCGAAAGCAGAGAAAAAAUGCUGCACUGAAGAAAGAAGAAGCCUUACAACGCAGACUAAAUAGACGUCAGGCCCGCAACCGAGCUGAUCGAUUUAACAUGGUUGUUCUUGGGAGGGAGGCGCGAGCACUCCAAAGAGCUUCCUCGUUUGAUGAGUUUAAAAGAAUUCUCCUCCGUUCGAGUCUCAAAUCCCUCGACACACCAAGAAUUCUUAAUGAAUCCAUUCUAGAUGCUAGCAUUCUUCCUGAAGUCAGUGGGGGAGUUGUGUUCCACUCUCAGCACCCCCACCCGAAGGAUAAAAAGGUCCCGAGUAUCACAAAUAAAAAUCGGACUCUCAGCAAACGCAGCUUGGAUUCAAAUGAUGAAAAUCUAUUUGGGGAGCAAGAAGUAGAUAAUUAUUCUGAGGAGGAAUUGCGAUUUGCCUACGAGAGUUAUAACGAAUUUUUGACAAACGCCUGCAAACCUGUUAAUAAGACUCUAUGUACAAAGACUUUCUUCCCCAACAUGCAUAAGAGCAAAUCAACGCUCUUCCUCCCACCAGGGCUAUAUGUUCAGCGCUGUGACAAUCCUAUAUGGAGCUCAGUGUAUGGAUUUGGAAGUUCAUUGAACUCCUACCAAGUUAUGUUUGAUCAGGCAUCAAGAAUGCGUUCCAAGUCGGCGCUAAAGGCACUCUGUGAUGCUGCUGAUAGAAUGAACCCGAACGUGGAUACAAGAAGUCAUUAUGCUGCGGAUGCGGGUGGCUCGUGUACAUGUGGACUUCCUGAGGAAGAGUGCCUACCUACCGAAGUUAGGCUUAAAACCGCACCAGUUGUCGUUUACAACACUGCUGAAGGUACCACUACAACCGAAGUCAUCGCGCUGACCGAACAUAUGGCCUGCCAAUGCAAACGACGAUUGCCAACGCCACUCAAUGGAUCCUAUAUAAUGCCGCCUUGUUAUCAUGGUCAAAUGGAUGAGGUACAUUUAUAUUUCCGACACUGCCCCCGAGCUGACGGAAGAAUAGGGGAAUUUUAG